GCGAGCCCGUUAAGCAAGGAGUCAUUCGCUUUCGACGGAGUUUCGAGUCAAAUUUUAUGAACUUCUGGGAUCUGAAACAACAAUGAGACCCUACGAAAAAAAGAUUCUAGAGGAACGUCUGAAAGAUUUUAUGGAAGAAGUCAUACCAGGUGAUUUGCUUCCAUAUUUGUCUUGUUUACAGCAGACAGAUAAAGAAGCUAUCGAGGCGACACAGAGCAACAAGGGACCAACAACGGCGAAUCAAACUCUUGUCGAUCGGCUUAAAAGACGGGACAAAGGUUUUUCGGAGUUUGUACGAGCCCUGAGAAAAUGUGGAAGCGAACACACUGCUUUGUUGUUGGACCCGUACUACAACUAUCCAAUUGACGCAGGGGAUGAUGAAGUCGCUGUCUCAGAGGGCUCAGGAGUUGGUUACAAAAAGAUUGGAACAGCAAUUGAUGUUUCCUUCAGAGGAAUUCUAUCAUUAGAAACCAGUGCGGACGAGGAACAAACCGAGAGCGGUUCCGAUCUGGAGGAGUAUUUGGCUGGCCUUUUCGGGAAACAAUCGUCUGAAGAAAGCAAAAGAAUGCGACGAGACCUACAAAAACAUCUUCCUCAAGGAGCUGUUUUUGUUAACACUGCUAAAGGUUCCAUCAUUGCAACUUUCCGCUUGUCAACGGUGGAGGCAGCCAAGAAAUUGUGGGAAAUGUACAGUAAACAAACAUUUCAGGACAAAUUAAAAGAGGUCCUGGUGGAAAGCACUCUGAAAAGACACCAAAAGCUCCCAGACAAGCCGCUCCAACUAAAUAUAACGUUUAGCGAAGAUCGGUUUAAACAAAUUCAAAAGAAACUCAAAGAGAUCGAGGAAGAGCAGGAAAGAGAUGAACAAAUGCGCAACACUUUGUCGAGCAAACAAGAAGGCAGUGCUGCUGAAGAUGAUGGAUCUCUCUCUGAAAUAGACAGAGACGAAAUAGACGAAAUCGUCAUUCCACCUGUUUACUUGGGAAGCAAUGCCAACUCUUUUAACAUUCGUGAGCUGGAGCUUAGAGAAUACCAGAAGGAAUUGGCAGCUCCAGCAUUGAAAGGCAAAAACACCAUCAUCUGCGCCCCAACCAACAGUGGGAAGACGUAUGUGGCCCUAGAAAUAGCUAAAAAACACCUAGAGUUUUUCACACAGGACAAUGAAGCCACAGACAGCAGUAAUAGAAAACAGCCGAAAGUGGUCUUCAUUGUGAGCACAGUGAACCUCGUUUCUCAGCAAAAGGAGCGUUUCGAAGCGUACCUGGGAGACAAAUACCCCGUGAUUGACAUUUCUGGUGCAAACGCUACUGAGGUCCCCCUGAAGUAUCUUCUACAAAGCCAUAGCAUCGUUGUCUUGACAGCACAGAUGCUUGUCAACGCUCUGAACAAUAAAAGUAAAGAGGAGCAAGUGAAUCUCCAGGACAUAAGUCUUCUGCUUUUUGACGAGUGUCACCAUGCACACAAGGAGCACUCCUACAACAGAAUCAUGGAAAGGUAUCUGGCCUUUAAAAAACAGCCGCGACAUCAAGGCCCCUUGCCACAGGUUGUUGGUUUCACUGCCUCACUUGGUACAGGAAAAGCCAAGAGCGUCGAAAAGGCGGCAGAACACAUUAUUCUCCUUUCAGCCAACCUAGACGCGGAAGUUAUUUCAACGGUGCAAGAUAAUAAAUCAGAGCUUGCACAGUACGCAAAUGUUCCAGAGAGAAAAGUUUUCCAAGUUCCCACGUCAGAAAAAGAUCCAUUUGAAAAGAUUGUUUCUCAGAUCAUGACUAAAAUCGAAACUAGAGUUAAAGGAAUUAAAGGAAAGCUCUUAAAGUCUGUUCCACCGGAAGAAAAGGGAAGUCAGCAGUAUCGUCAAUGGGUGGAAGAGUUUUACAAAGACUCUGUUACAGAUGCAGACCGGAUCCUUAUAACGCUUGCAGAACAUCUCCGCGAGUACCACAUUGCCUUGACUAUAAACAAAAGCACAACCAUGAAAAAUGCCAGGAAAUGCCUUCAAAAAUAUUUUGAUUCUUUGGAUAGAGAGAAGUUCCUACAGAUUGACGAAAAGUUGACAAAUCUCUUUCAAGCUGCUAUGAGCAUGUUGGAUAAGCACGUGAAAGAACAUGGUGAACCCCCAAAUCCUCUUUUGAUGAAACUAAAAGAUUUGCUCUUGCAACACUAUAAAGACGAAAGGCCUCAGAAGGGGGAGAAAGAAGAACAACUCAGAGCUAACGGGAUUGAGAAUGGCGGAGAAAAUGAACGUCACGAUGAAGGUUCAGCUACAGAGAUAUCAGAAGUAGGAGAAGAUGUCGAUGAUUCUGAAAAGUCUAAAAAAACAAGAUCCAGCAACCAAGAGAAUGAUAAGACUUGCGAUGACAGUCAGGAAGAGGAUAAAAAUGAAGGGACAUCACUAGAUAAAACAACACACAAUGAAGAAGAAAGUGGUGGAAACAAGAAUGGAGACUCUGCAAAGGAAGACCUUGGUAAUAUUGACGCUGCUGAUGUUGAUGACGCGGCGGAAGAAUGUGAAUCUGGAACAGCUACAGAAAACAACCAUGAAAACCCUAGCCAAGAGACUGACAAAUCAGCGGAAAACUUGCAAGACGAUAAGUCAUUAAAUAAAAGAAAUGGUGAGCAGAGAGAGUGGAAAGGUCCCAAAGGCAUUGUCUUUACAAGAACAAGAGAAUCCACGACAGCUCUGGAAGAUUGGAUCAAGGAAGACGAUGAACUGAAUGCUGUCCUCAGGCCAGAGGCUCUUGUGGGCAGUGGAGAUGGCAACAUCGGCAUGACUCAGAAUGAGCAAGAGCGAGUGAUCAGUCGAUUUCACAAAGGAGAAACGAACCUUCUCCUUGCAACAAGUGUGGCAGAGGAAGGUCUGGACAUCAUGGAUUGUAAUUUUGUGAUCCGUUAUGAUAUGAUGGGCAACGAGAUUUCCACUGUGCAGUCACGUGGCCGUGUCAGGGCGGAAGUGGGUAUGUAUAGCGUGCUCGUGAGUGGGGAUUCUGGAGCAUUAAAACGAGAAUAUACAAACCAAUUUCGGGAAUCCCUCAUGAUUGAAGCCCUCAGCAAGGUGCAAAAAAUGUCUCCAAAAGCCUUUCAGAGUAAGGUGAAAGCUAUACAGGAUAGGAACUUUCUGGAUCGCAAGUUGAAAAAGCGCGUGAUGGCGUUGAAACAUUCAGAGCCUGUGCCUGACGAUGUCACCUUCCAUUGCCGAAGGUGCUUUGCAGAAGUUUGUCAAGCGCAUAACAUACGGCGCGUUAAAGAAACCUAUCACGUGAUUAUAAGUAGCGACGUACGGGACUCCAAGGUGGUCAUGGAGGAACAUCACAACCCUAAGGCUCUUGAUGGCGUCGAAAUGAACAGGAAAAUAUAUUGUAAAGAGUGCAGGGAAGACUGGGGUGUCACAGUUCUUAUCAAUGGCAUGGAGUGGAUGUGCAUCAAGAUUUCCGGCUUCGUUCUCCAAUUUCCAGAGCCUAAGGCUCGAAGGUUGACGGUGAAGAAGUGGAAACUUCUCCCUUUCACAAUACAAGAGGCCACUUUUGAAGAGCUCAUGCAACAAGCUCAACAACAAGAACCAAAAGAUGACUUGGACGAUGAAUUCAGCCUGUUGUUUGAUUGAUCACAUUUUAUCAUGCGUUGUAUCGUUGAUUAACAGAACCUGAAAUCUUAAUUACUUUCCUCAAGCUGUCGGCUUCAUUGUAUGUAGUGAGGAUAUAGUAGAAAUAUGAAUUAUGAUAGUAUCACGGUAUUACGGUACGGUUUUCAUGAUUGAGUGUUACAGUAGAGCAUAUUUGAUUGAAUGAUGAGACAGGAAACCUAUGAGAAUACAAAUUAAAAACAAGGAAAUGAUAGAGUCACGAUUGCUUAAGUUUCGCAUCUGAUUGGUUGAGAGGAUGGAGAGACUAUUCCAGACUAAACAAGAAGAAAAGCAAAGCAGAACCAAUGUAAUCUUUGAACGCUCAAUUUAAAAUUGAUCUAUACACUCAUGGCUUAAAUAGAUGGUCAAAAUAAUACUGUUAUGAACAAUGCUCACUUAUAAUCAGUUUUGUUUUAACAAGAUAAGUUCAUUUUUUGGUCGUUACCAGGCUUUAAGCCACCGUUUGGGUUCUUAGACUGAGUGAGAUCUCUAUAUCUGUACACUGUUUCAUAUUAAUCCUUUAACUACCAAAAAUCUGAUCAGUAAUUCUCUUUCUUGUCUGCUAUACAAUUUUCAUGAAGUAAAUUUGGAGAAUUUGGUAUUGGAUCAACAAAUAGUCCCCUAAUUGAUAUUUUUCUUUAUUCUCAUCAAUUCUAUGUUUGAUAUUGUAUUGAUAUAGUAAGGAUAAAUUCUCUCCUGGUCACUCAAGGGAGGUAAAGGGUCAAACCGUUUUUGGCCAUAAUUCUCAUAUUUUCAUAGAUGGCCACGGAGAUAGUUGAUGGAGACUUAUUGAUACAAUAUUUGAUGUAACCGCCAAGUAGAGAGCCUACACUAAUCAAGCUGUACUCUCUCGACGACGCUAAAAGAGAUUGACUUCAAAGAUGCAUAUUACGAAAAUAUUCUGAUUAUCCUAUGAAAAGAUCGAAAGUUAUUUACACAAUCGAGAUCUAUGGUACACAAGUGGUUCAGUUUCGUCUUCGUUACUUCUUAGUAUAGAAAAAUAGAAUUUUUGGUGCACGGUAUGGAUCAGUAAAAGAUGGUUUUACGUGUAUUGUUAGCUACUAUGUGCAUGUUAAAUCAAUGUAGUCUAUAUCAAAUGGAAAAUAAAUGGCGUUGAAUAAAGAUCUCAGGCAUGCCAAGCAA
Messenger RNA from Pocillopora damicornis (cauliflower coral), 4762 nucleotides. Its product is annotated as ATP-dependent RNA helicase DHX58. The record is from RefSeq and is a predicted model, not a curated record. Gene Ontology annotation, cellular component: cytoplasm. NCBI's taxonomy places the organism in Eukaryota, Metazoa, Cnidaria, Anthozoa, Scleractinia, Pocilloporidae. Gene Ontology annotation, molecular function: hydrolase activity; DNA binding; ATP binding.